UGUGGGAGGGCGCGCCUCUGUAGAUCACAUCCACGGAUAGAGGGAGGUGAGGAACUGGAGGAACCAGGACGAACCAGGAAGAACCAGAAGAAACAAUGGGCGUCAAGCUGUACUACACCACUGUUACUGCCUCACGGAAGGUUAAGUCUGAGCAGGCGGAUGUGAUCCGGAUCCUGGAUAGUAAAAGCAUCAAGUACGAGCUCAUCGACAUCUCUGUGGGCGGGGAGCUGCGUGAGGAGAUGAGAAGCAAAGCAGGGGACCCAGCCGUGGGCCCUCCCCAGCUUUUUAAUGAGGACCAAUACUGCGGGAACUAUGAAAUGUUGUUGGAGGCGGUGGAAGCAGACACAGUGGAACAGUUUCUGAAGAUGGCGUGAGGAGGGUGAAGGGUAAUUCUCCAUCUUAACCCCAGCCACCGCCCCACCCAACCACUCACCCUGCGCCCUGAUGGCGACCCCUUAUCCACCAGUGUCCACCCACUUUCUAUGCCAUAACGAAGAAUGCCAAAUAUCUUGUAUUCAGCAAAUCAGAAGACACACAUUCCCCUUACUGCACCAUUAGACUCUAAAACGGUCUUAAUCUCUGUUAUUUCUACCUGUUGUUUUUUUAUAUCUGUUCUUCGUUUUGAUUCCCUUCCUGUCCGACAGACCAGUGUUAUAAAGGGCUCCUAGUCCACUAGGAUGCAAUGGGGUGUGUAGAUGUGCAGUAAUUAGGUUGACUAAUCGUGGUGUCGGCCACAUGACCGCUGGAGAUUAAACUAAUCCACUGGAUGACAACAUUCAACCCAGAAUUGUCCUGAUCCUCUGCAGACCAAACACGCAUCAUCACUCAGUCUUAAAUACUUUUAUUUAGUUUCUGUAGCCUUCAAGUUUCCAUGUUGUAUAUGACUGCACACCAUGUGCACUUCACAUGGAAGCAAAUGCAAUCAGAAGUAGCAGGGACCGAGGUGUCCUUAAACCCAAUUAGUAAUGAAUUCUAGAAGCUAAAUUAUGCUUUUUUUUCUAGGGUUGAUGCUGAUUUUUGUAUUAUUUUGGUCCAUUGGUUACCUGAUGCAGAAUGUGGUGAGAGGUGGUAAUCCAGCUUGGCCCAGUGAGGUCUUGUGCUUAAACAUAUAAGUUACUUUACUGUAACUAGCUCAUUAAAAGCCCCCUGUGGAGUUUCUUGGUUCAACAAAUCUAUGUUUAAAUUAACUGAGCACUUGCAUGAAUGCUUUCCUUUAAUGCUUGCUUGGGUGUGCCUGAUCCUUGAUGCUGGUGAGAUUGUCAUAACAACAAGAGACAAUCACAGUAUCUCGGAUUCAUCGGGUGCCUCCCUCUCUCCAGGCUCAUUUUGACAAUCGGUGUCGGGCAGGACCUGUAUUUGUGUUAUUGUGUGUUGAAUGGUUAGCUCCUUCACUUGAGUAUUUGUUUGAACACAAGAACGCAUGAUGUCACCACAUUCCAAGUAAAUGGGCGGCGUUUCAUUUGAAGCUUCCCACACCAACUAUCUAUUUGAGUGAUGUGAAACUGACAGGAGUGUGUACUGCACGACAGACAAAGAAGGGACCUAUGUGUAAAUAUACUGCUCCAUGGUGCCUGCAGAACUCCACAGGGUCCCUUUGAUAUAUGAAUGGCUAUUGGCUUUUAGUAAUAAUUGCUGACUCAGGCUGUAGUCACUAUUUAGUACAAAAAAAAAGAGUUUCAUAGGUUUAUUCUAGUGUUACACAUUCAAACCAAAACCUAGAUAGGCUAAGAAAAAAAAGUGUUUAUAAAAAAAAAAAGUGAGAUUUGGGGACUGAACACUUGGAUAUGUUAUUAUGGUGUCCAGUGAACCGAAAAACCAAAAUCUAUAUUAGUUGUUUAACAUUUCAGUAAUAAGCUGCCCUAUAUUCACACCCAUUUGAGGAGGAUGACAAUAUAAUAUAUCUGUGAUGUGCAGAUGAUUACUCGCUGUGGGAUUAGCACUUAGCUGACAUCUUCUAUGUUUUCCAUAAUUUUACUGUAGAACUUGAAAGCUCCAUUUCACCAGUUAAGAGAUGAGCAUUGCAGAGGAAGCUUUGACUGAAAUGUGAAUUAUCUUGCUUUCAUCUACAUAGCUUUGUUCCUUCCUCUUUUUAUUUACUUUGGUUACAGUUCCACUUAAUGUUCUGGGCGUUAUGUGACUAUACACCCGAUCCCUUUCUCAUUAUGAACCGAAAUAAAGUCAAAGCUGUGUUUAGAUUCACCUGACUCCGUCUUACCAGCCUUAGGGAACACUCAUCACAUGGGAAAAAUGAAGGCUUCACCUGUCUGUGCUUUUUAUGCGUUUGUGUUUAUUCAUUUGAUUGAUCUCAUUAGAAAUAUUGUUUUUAUGUCAUUGUCGUGUCUUUUCUUUGUUAAUCGAGCACAUGUUUUUCCUUCUCUUACUCCUAAGACCUGUCAAACCCCUCCAUGUUGUCAUGAUGGUGUUGUCAAGGUUUGGGAUCCCCAGUAAUGGCAGCCUACACACAAACGUUGUGCACUGUUUUGUAAGUCGAUGGUUGUGGACGUUUGCCUGUUAUUGGUGUGUAUCCACUAUGAAUCAUGUUUUAGACAUUCCAUGUCUCUCUCUGAGCUCCUGCUUCGCUGUUGGACCAAUAUCUCUUGGCCAAAAAAAAGAACAAAUUACGGAAUAAAAUGCUGUUGUCUUCCAAGAAGAUUGUGAAAGGGAUUUAUGGGUUAAAGAAAAAUAAAUUGGAGUUGAAUCUA
Molecule: messenger RNA, 2702 nt
Organism: Platichthys flesus (European flounder)
Lineage: Eukaryota; Metazoa; Chordata; Actinopteri; Pleuronectiformes; Pleuronectidae
Gene: sh3bgrl3
Product: SH3 domain binding glutamate-rich protein like 3
Exons: 3
Coding region: 96-374 (92 amino acids)
Cellular component (GO): cytoplasm
Source: RefSeq, a predicted model, not a curated record